Molecule: messenger RNA, 498 nt
Organism: Rodentolepis nana
Lineage: Eukaryota; Metazoa; Platyhelminthes; Cestoda; Cyclophyllidea; Hymenolepididae
Source: the annotation of a GenBank genome assembly
AUGAAUCGGUUUGAAAUUAGUAACCAAGCAAUGGGAAGACGGAAGAUUGAUAUAAAGAAAAUCGCCGACGAAAAAACUCUUCUUGUAACAUUCGCAAAAAGGAAAAGGGGUCUUUAUAACAAGGCAUUUGAGCUGGGGGAGUUGUGCGAUUGUGAAAUAGCGGUUAUCAUUUUCACGAAUAAAGAUUGCAUGCACACGUAUUCCAAUCAUAAUCUGGAAAGUACUGUUAACAAAUACAGAAGUCGACAGGAUCGGAAUAGCCACAUGUCCAAGGAAGAUGUGAUCAAGUUGCGGGAGAAGAAAUUGGCAAAUACCGGUACCAUUAAUGACAAUGACGCAUCAAGUGGCAUGCUUCCCUCUUUCCUCGAUAAAAUUGACCCCAAUUCUUCGAGAGCUGCUACUACGAAUUCAUCUAAUUUAUUCGAUGAUCAGGGUAUAUCAAACCGUAAUAUAUCGGAACAUUUUCAUAAUGGCGGUGAUAAUUUUUCGGUGAGUUAA